CGUUGAGAAUAGUGAAAGGUGACAAACGGGUAGCCAACCUAGCGAGGGGACGGAUAGAUAGAUAGAUAAGUGAGGGUGAGGGAGAGGGAGAGUCGACUGGGGAUGGUGAUUUUCUUAGAGCGUGAAAGUGGAAAACUGAAAAGGAACAAUUUGCUUCCCCACGCAACUCGCAAGCCACCCCAUCUCAACUCAAAUUAAAACGGACACAACACAAACACAAACGCACGGUUGCUCACUGCCUCUUCCACUACAUUCCUUUCUUUCCUUCCUUUUAGAGUAUUAUUGUUAUUGUUGAAUCAAUGCUGGAUCUUCUCCACUCCUGCUAAUUACAUACUCUGUUCUGUUUUGGCGGAGGCUGAUUCCCUCCUUUUCACCUUUCAAAAGCAAAAUCCGCCUCCUCUUUUCUCUGUUGUGUCCCUUUUUAUUUUUUCCUUUCUAGUAAUAUAGUUGUUAUUAUUAUUAUUUGAUUUGAUUUCUGUAAUUGAGAGAUCUGUUUGUUAGAAUAUCAAAUCUUAAUCUAGAAAUUAAAAAAAAAAGUGAUAAAAAUAAUGGAGAGCGAGAACAAGAAGUCGGCGGUGUCGGAUGUGGGAGCCUGGGCAAUGAACGUCAUCAGUUCCGUUGGUAUUAUCAUGGCCAAUAAGCAGCUCAUGUCCUCCAGCGGUUAUGCUUUCAGUUUUGCCACAACCCUAACCGGCUUCCACUUUGCUGUAACGGCUCUUGUCGGCCUCGUUUCAAAUGCUACUGGUCUCUCUGUAUCAAAGCACGUCCCUAUGUGGGAGCUCUUCUGGUUCUCAAUUGUUGCCAAUGUCUCCAUCACUGGCAUGAACCUGAGUCUCAUGCUUAACUCUGUCGGAUUCUACCAAAUUUCUAAGCUCAGUAUGAUCCCAGUGGUUUGCAUAAUGGAGUGGAUCAUUCACAGUAAACAAUACUCCAAGGAAGUCAAGUUAUCUGUUCUCGUUGUCGUCAUAGGUGUUGGUGUUUGCACUGUCACUGAUGUCAAGGUUAAUGCCAAAGGUUUUAUAUGCGCCUGUUUAGCUGUUUUGUCCACCUCUUUGCAACAGAUUACUAUCGGUUCCUUGCAGAAGAAGUACUCAAUUGGAUCUUUCGAGUUGCUGAGUAGAACAGCGCCAAUUCAAGCCCUCUCUCUCCUUAUUCUUGGUCCAUUCAUUGAUUACUACCUUAAUGGCAAAUUCAUUACACACUAUAAGAUAUCUUCUGGUGCCAUUUUGUUUAUAAUUCUUUCAUGCUCCCUUGCUGUGUUCUGCAAUGUGAGCCAAUACCUCUGCAUUGGAAGGUUCUCAGCUACUUCUUUCCAGGUUUUAGGUCACAUGAAAACAAUUUGCGUUCUCACACUGGGGUGGCUUCUUUUUGACUCUGAGCUGACUUUCAAGAACAUAAUGGGGAUGGUUAUUGCAGUUGUUGGUAUGGUAGUUUAUAGUUGGGCGGUGGAGGCUGGAAAGAGUUCAAAUGCCAAGACUGUUCCCCAUACAAAGAACAGUUUGACAGAAGAGGAAAUCAGACUUCUGAAGGAGGGUGUGGAAAGCAUGCCUCUGAAGGAUCUUGAACUUUCAGUGUCUAAGGGGUAGGCAUGCUUGCACUUGGCUGGGAAUAUAGGUAUUUUUAUUUGUUUCGCUUCAGCAUGGCUGGCAUCUUUGCCUCAUUUAUGGCAUUGCAAGACCGGUCUCCGUCAGCUGACCACCCUCACACAGUCUUAGAAAUCGUGUUCUAUUUAUGUAAACCAUUUGUUCUUUUAUUAAUUAUUGCUUAUCUUUUAAAUUAUUAUUUUUUUUAAUGUGGAAAGAGAUUAGCAACGGAACAGUGAUAUGAUAAAGAAACUGUAAACUCCAUAAAUUGGAAGAAAAAAAAGCUCUUAGUAAGCUUAUAGAA
Messenger RNA from Populus nigra (black poplar), 1887 nucleotides. RefSeq names its product UDP-rhamnose/UDP-galactose transporter 2-like. Gene Ontology annotation, molecular function: antiporter activity; UDP-galactose transmembrane transporter activity. The record is from RefSeq and is a predicted model, not a curated record. Gene Ontology annotation, cellular component: Golgi apparatus. The transcript is spliced from 5 exons. The coding region runs from base 549 to 1586 and encodes 345 amino acids. Lineage: Eukaryota; Viridiplantae; Streptophyta; Magnoliopsida; Malpighiales; Salicaceae.